This is a messenger RNA of Miscanthus lutarioriparius, 1143 nucleotides long. The record is from the annotation of a GenBank genome assembly. NCBI's taxonomy places the organism in Eukaryota, Viridiplantae, Streptophyta, Magnoliopsida, Poales, Poaceae.
AUGAGCUCGCUCUGCCCUUUCGCGGGAGUCACCACUGGUGGUGGCGUAUGCCCUGUGAAAUCUGAUAAGAGCAACGCUGGGGUGCGCCCUGCAAAAUCUGACAAGAGCAUCAGUGGUGUAUGCCCUGUCACUGGAAAGGAUCAUGGUAGCGAGCUCAAGGAGAGUAGUGAUCAUGGUGAAGAAAAGGGCACUGAUCCUCGUAUGGUGCCAGCAAAAUGCCCAUUUGGCUAUGACUCCAACACGUUCAAGCUGGGUCCGCUCAGCUGCAUUGUCUGCCAGGCACUGCUCCAUGAAAGUAGCAAAUGCAAGCCGUUCUUACUGGAUUUACUUGGCAGGGCAUGUAUAUCACGCUUUAAAGACUGCCCACUAUGUGGUGCUGAUAUAGAGGGUAUUGAGCCUGAUGCCGAGCUUCAAGCUCUUGUUGACCGCUUCAUUGAUGGCCAUGCCAGAAUCAAGCGAUCACAUGCUACAGGGGAUGCAGAAGCAGCAGGUGGCAAGAAUAAAGUCAUAUAUGAGGAUGUCUCCAUGGAGAGAGGAGCUUUUCUGGUGCAGCAAGCUAUGAGGGCUUUUCGGGCCCAGAACAUUGAAAGUGCAAAAUCAAGGCUUACUAUGUGUGCGGAUGACAUCAGGGAGGAGUUGAAACCUUCAGAAGCUAACCUAGACCUAUGUUCACAGCUUGGAGCUGUAUUAGGAAUGCUUGGGGACUGCUGUCGGACCUUGGGAGAUGUUCCCUCAGCAAUCACUUACUAUGAAGAAAGUGCUGAGUUCCUCUCGAAACCCCUUGCAAAAGAUCUUGAGCUGGUUCAUACUCUCUCUGUUUCACUAAAUAAAAUUGGUGACCUUCGCUACUAUGAUGGCGAUCUCCAAUCUGCAAGAAACUACUAUGCCCGUUCAUUGGAUGUUCGCAGAAAUGCAGUAAAAGAACACUCUGCAGUGGCUUCUCAGGUCAUUGAUCUAGCAACUUCUCUUGCCAAAGUCGCGGAUGUGGAUAGAAAUCUUGGGAGUGAAAGUGCAGCAGUUGAGGGUUUUGAGGAAGCAAUUCAAUGCCUUGAGAGGUUGAAGCUGGAUUCUGAACAAACUAGCCUGGAACAGCGGCGCCUCUCGGUUCUUGACUUCCUACACAACCAACUGGCAGAUAAAUAA